AUGACAUCCAUGUUGAAAUCGGUAGCUUUGUUGUUGCUGGGCGUUCUCGCCGUAAACGCGGCUUACUACGGCCGUCGCAUCAGCAAAAAAGGAUCGAUCGGAAAAUUCGGAGGCGGUUUCGGGGGCGGAUAUGGUAGUUAUGGAGGGGGAUUUAGCUCUGGAAUCGGAGGCUUUUCUUCCGGCGGAUACGGUGGCAAGGGUGGCUUUGGUGGAGGUUAUAGCGGUAUGAGCGGAGGAUAUGGAGGUAUCAGUGGAGGAUAUGGUGGUAUCAGCGGAGGCUAUGGCGGUAUCAGCGGAGGCUAUGGUGGUAUCAGCAGUGGAUACGGCAGCGGAGGCUUCUCUUCCGGCGGAUACGGCGGCAAGGGUGGCUUUGGUGGAGGCUAUGGUGGUAUCAGCGGAGGAUAUGGCAGUAUCGGUGGAGGAUAUGGCGGCAGCCGCAGCUAUGGAAAGAGUUACGGUGGCAGCAUCGGAGGUCACAGCAUCGGCGGUUCCUUCGGCAAGAGUUACGGAUCCGGUAUCGGAGGUUACUCCUCAGGCGGUUACGGAUCAGGAAUCGGAGGUUACUCAUCAGGUGGUUACGGAUCCGGUUUCGGAGGUUACUCCUCAGGCGGUUACGGAUCCGGUAUCGGAGGUUACUCCUCAGGCGGUUACGGAGGUUCAUCCUCAGGAGGCUAUGGAGGUUACUCCUCAGGUGGUUACGGAGGAAGAUAUGGCUCUGGCAUCGGAGGCUUCUCCUCCGGCGGAUUCGGUGGCAAGGGUGGCUUUGGCGGCGGAUAUGGCGGUCAGAGCUACGGAGGCGGCUAUGGUGGUAGCAUCAUUGGAGGCGGUAUUGGAGGCGGUAUUGGCGGUGGCUAUGGGCGCAGCAUAAAGUCCAUUGGAUAUUAA
This is a messenger RNA of Mya arenaria, 885 nucleotides long. RefSeq lists its product as uncharacterized. The transcript is spliced from 4 exons. The record is from RefSeq and is a predicted model, not a curated record. The coding region runs from base 1 to 885 and encodes 294 amino acids. Lineage: Eukaryota; Metazoa; Mollusca; Bivalvia; Myida; Myidae.